Messenger RNA from Ectocarpus siliculosus, 1299 nucleotides. The record is from the annotation of a GenBank genome assembly. NCBI's taxonomy places the organism in Eukaryota, Phaeophyceae, Ectocarpales, Ectocarpaceae.
AUGGGCAUGAUGGCGGGCAUCCUCCCCGCUGCCCUCAAGAUCCAAGAGCACAAGGACAUGCAGAAGGUCGCCGAGAGGUACUACGAAAAGUACAUCAAGGACUUCAACCGGAAGUAUGGGUUCAGUCCAGAACAGAUCAACGCAUUGGUCGAGGAGUUUAAUGAUGUCACCAACGAGAUCAAGAGACUAAUCCCUGAUGACAAGAUGAGAGAGAUGUACGCAAAGUACAUCGAAUCGUACCCCACCAUGUACCUGAGCAUGAUUCCCGCCGAGGCUCUCCAGACGAAACUCGCGGUGAAGUGUGUAUCGGACAACAAAGCUCUCCGUGAAAAGAUCGAGAGCAUGUCAUCGGCCGUGUCGUCUCUUGUAAGGAACCUGACCGAUCUACAGAUCUCGGCCGGAAUCCCUCCGAUUGUCAACCUCAUGUUCGAGAGCAUGCCGGACCCGCUGACGGCGAUGACGGACCCCAUGUACCAGAAGUACAACGACGCUAUCGUGACGUACCACAAGCUUCUCCAGGACGAACAACCCCAUACCAACGGGUUCGCUCGUGUAGAUACCAACGCUGCAAUCCCAGCCGGCUGGAGCAACACGGAAUUCCUCCGACAGGAACCCGUCAACUAUCUCGAGAAGUUGGCAGACCACAUUAGCACGACGGGAACUGCUCCGGGUUCUUAUGCUAUUUUGGAUAAUGCGCGUUCUCCUGUCAUGAAGUCUGACGGGAUUACACCUUUGGAGGUUUCUCCUGAGGAAGUCAAGGACCUCGCGACAGUUCUGAAAAACAUGCAGACUCAGUCGGGAUGCCAGCCCUUCGGCGAAGAAUGGAACCACACCGGUCCCACGCCGCCGAUGAACCCCGCCAUGUGUCUCGGCAACGAACACAAAUUCCAGCCCGGUAACCCCCGCCACAACGUCGGGCGCACCAACCUGUACAUGGCCAAGCGCGACCCUAACGGGAACGCGCAGUGGGUGCAGACCGGGCAGGUCCCGGCUCUGUCGAACGGAGGAGGCCCGCAGAUGGUUCAACACCAGCCGCAACCCAUGCAACAGCCUGACCCGUGGGCAGGUCAGAACCACAUGCCCGGUGUUGACCCGAGACCGCUUCAACAGCCCGGCUACCAGAUGCCGAUGCCUCCGGUGCAAGCAGGGCAGUUCAACCAACCAUUCACUGGAUCGGGACCAAAGCCCCGCAAACCCACGACUCGUAAAUCCUCCAAGGGCGCCAAGGGCGCCAAGGGAUCCAAGGGCUCCAAGGGCUCCAAGGGCUCCAGGAGCUCCAGUGGCGGCAGGGCUCAGUGA